AUGGCGAGCGAUGGUGGAGAUGGGAGGAGUGUAUCCGGUGGGUUAGGUGGUUCAGGGGGUUCCGGUGGGCGACCAGAGUUCAGCGUCGCCAGGUCCUUCACCGCAGACGUCGGGAGGGAGGAAAACGCCACCAUCGUUUUGGCACUAGGAACCUUGGACCACCUCGAGACGGCCGAGCGACGAGUCUCGUUGACAGCAAUAAUUCUGGCAGAGAAAGGCGGUUAA
Messenger RNA from Arabis nemorensis, 225 nucleotides. Lineage: Eukaryota; Viridiplantae; Streptophyta; Magnoliopsida; Brassicales; Brassicaceae. The record is from the annotation of a GenBank genome assembly.